AUGUUGUUUUCAGUUGGAGCACUGUCCUCUUUGCUUGCAGUUGCAAGGCAUGUGUCUGCGGCCACUGCCGCUGCUCCUGCGCACUUCCUGAUGAUCAGCGGCGUGACGGCAGUUGAUGAGACUUGCCUGGCAGGGUCUGCAGCAGGUGUGUGGCUUGAAUCCUGCGAGAAGGCAGUGGCUGGCAUGAGUGGGGAAGAGAUCUGGAGCUUGGCGACAGAUGGGACCUUGGUGCACGCGCGAUCGAAGACGUGUCUCAGCCCGCAAGGAACAAGUGCUGCUGGUGUGCCUCUAGCGCUGGUGUCGUGCGACGCAGCUGGCGGCGUGGCGAAGUGGGAACUGCAAGGGAACGGUCAGGUCAAGAUGGCGCAGAGCAACAUGUGUAUCAGCCAGGUCGGGCCAAGUGGUGCUGCGGUCAACGCGGCCGCUUCAGCUUCAGUGUUGAACCGCGCAGCACGUGCAAAUGUCCGCAUCACGGCAGAGGGUCAUCCUGCGAGUUCCGGGCUCUUGGAAAUCCAGACCAGCUCCGGGUCAUAUGGGUCUGUGUGUGGAAUGAAUGCCGAAGCAGCAAGUGUGGCCUGCAGGCAGUUGGGCUUUGAGUUCGGUGUGCAGAGCCCAUCUCCAUGCGGCCAGUAUGGAGGAGGGAGCUGGUGUGGGGCAGCAGGAUCACCUGUUGCCGUGAAGAGCUUGAAGUGCUUGGGGACAGAAAUGAGUGUUGAUGAGUGCAGCUCAGAAGCAGUAGACGAUGCAUGUCGGAGCCACGGCAGUGAUGCUGUCAUCUUCUGCGGCGCAAGCUCUGUGGGCGCUUUCCCAGACGGCGAGCUGCGAUUGGUUGGAUCAACAGGUGCACCAGCCCUGCCCAAAGAGGCCGGGCGCCUGGAAGUGUUUCUGGCCGCCGCUCAAGCCUGGGCGCCAGUGUGCAAGCUUGGGUUCACGAGCGGAUCGGCUUCAGUUGCUUGCAAGCAGAUGGGCUACUCAGGGUCAGCAGGCUUCGCAGGUUGCCGAUCCCAGGAAGCCUGUGGAGGAGUGGCGCCGCAGCUAGCAGACUUGGCUUGUUCUGGUUCAGAGACCAGUGUGUUGCAGUGCCCUAUGUCAAUCGGGGACGACGUGUUCUGUGCGCCAGAGGAGUCCGUGCUUCUGUCUUGUGCUGGACAGGGCGAUCCGAUUGGAAAGCCGACGGAGCGAACAGAAGCAACCAACAUUGUACGACGCAGUCGUACGGCGGAUGAUAUGCUGGUGUUGUCGGUUCGGCAUGUGUCUGCGGCCACUGCCGCUGCUCCUGCGCACUUCCUGAUGAUCAGCGGCGUGACGGCAGUUGAUGAGACUUGCCUGGCAGGGUCUGCAGCAGGUGUGUGGCUUGAAUCCUGCGAGAAGGCAGUGGCUGGCAUGAGUGGGGAAGAGAUCUGGAGCUUGGCGACAGAUGGGACCUUGGUGCACGCGCGAUCGAAGACGUGUCUCAGCCCGCAAGGAACAAGUGCUGCUGGUGUGCCUCUAGCGCUGGUGUCGUGCGACGCAGCUGGCGGCGUGGCGAAGUGGGAACUGCAAGGGAACGGUCAGGUCAAGAUGGCGCAGAGCAACAUGUGUAUCAGCCAGAUCGGGCCAAGUGGUGCUGCGGUCAACGCGGCCGCCUCAGCUUCAGUGUCUGCAAGCUCGACGUUAGAUCCCAGCCAUGGGGCAGCUUUGGCCGUUGACGGGGUGGCGUCCACCUACUGGGUUUCUAAACUGGACGAGGCAGAUGCCGUCAGCCUUCUCCUUGACUUCGGAGAGCCGGUGCAUGGAUCCGUCUUGGAGCUCGACUUCGAAUUCGUGCCUUCGGCGUUUUCAGUGCAGGCUGCGGAGGCCUCGUCGGAGAAUUGGCUGCAACUAUUUGCGACAGACUCGAACGCUUUGAAGCAUGUGAAGAUUCCUCUCGCGCCGGCCAAGCCCAUGUCGGCAGUCAGACUCAUCAUGAAGGAAGCCCAUCCGACACUCGGGACCAUGAACGGCCGUAAGCUUGUUGGGGUUCGCUCUAUCAGGCUGCUGACGCGGCUGCUGCAGCCGGCGCUGGAGCCAUGUGCAGUGGCGGCGAAAAGCCACGAUGCAAGAGACAAGUUCUUCACCGUUGCAGUCAGUGGCUUUGACCCGCAAGCUGGUGCUGCUUUGGCAGCCGAGAUGCCUGCGCUGGAGUCGGCAGAUGCGGCGCUUUCGUCUAUCGUUGUUGAGCUCGCGAAGGCCUUGCCUGCGAUCAGCUCCUGCAAGCCUGGCGGCCCUAUCUCCCUUCGUGCCAAUGCCACGAUCCAGAGCACUCAGCGACGCCGAGAAGUCCUCGACAUGGCGUUGGACGUGGGCCAGGAAGCAGCCUUGCUGGAGGAAGCCAGGGGCACCAUUGUCGCAGCGCGUGGGCUGCUGGCCAUGCGGCCUCUAUUCACUGGCGUAUGUUUGGUGUUUGCAAAGGUGUUGAACCGCGCAGCACGUGCAAAUGUCCGCAUCACGGCAGAGGGUCAUCCUGCGAGUUCCGGGCUCUUGGAAAUCCAGACCAGCUCCGGGUCAUAUGGGUCUGUGUGUGGAAUGAAUGCCGAAGCAGCAAGUGUGGCCUGCAGGCAGUUGGGCUUUGAGUUCGGUGUGCAGAGCCCAUCUCCAUGCGGCCAGUAUGGAGGAGGGAGCUGGUGUGGGGCAGCAGGAUCACCUGUUGCCGUGAAGAGCUUGAAGUGCCUGGGGACAGAAAUGAGUGUUGACGAGUGCAGCUCAGAAGCAGUAGACGAUGCAUGUCUGAGCCACGGCAGUGAUGCUGUCAUCUUCUGUGGCGCAAGCUCUGUGGGCGCUUUCCGAGAUGGCGAGCUGCGGUUGGUUGGAUCAACAGGUGCACCAGCCCUGCCCAAAGAGGCCGGACGCCUAGAAGUGUUUCUGGCCGCCGCUCAAGCCUGGGCGCCAGUGUGCAAGCUUGGGUUCACGAGCGGAUCGGCUUCAGUUGCUUGCAAGCAGAUGGGCUACCCAGGGGCAGCAGGCUUCGCAGGUUGCCGAUCCCAGGAAGCCUGUGGAGGAGUGGCGCCGCAGCUAGCAGACUUGGCUUGCUCUGGUUCAGAGACCAGUGUGUUGCAGUGCCCUAUGUCAACCGGGGACGACGUGUUCUGUGCGCCAGAGGAGUCCGUGCUUUUGUCUUGUGCUGGACAGGGCGAUCCGAUUGGAAAGCCGACGGAGCGAACAGAAGCAACCAACAUUGUACGACGCAGUCGUACGGCGGAUGAUAUGCUGGUGUUGUCGGUUCGGCAUGUGUCUGCGGCCACUGCCGCUGCUCCUGCGCACUUCCUGAUGAUCAGCGGCGUGACGGCAGUUGAUGAGACUUGCCUGGCAGGGUCUGCAGCAGGUGUGUGGCUUGAAUCCUGCGAGAAGGCAGUGGCUGGCAUGAGUGGGGAAGAGAUCUGGAGCUUGGCGACAGAUGGGACCUUGGUGCACGCGCGAUCGAAGACGUGUCUCAGCCCGCAAGGAACAAGUGCUGCUGGUGUGCCUCUAGCGCUGGUGUCGUGCGACGCAGCUGGCGGCGUGGCGAAGUGGGAACUGCAAGGGAACGGUCAGGUCAAGAUGGCGCAGAGCAACAUGUGUAUCAGCCAGGUCGGGCCAAGUGGUGCUGCGGUCAACGCGGCCGCCUCAGCUUCAGUGUCUGCAAGCUCGACGUUAGAUCCCAGCCAUGGGGCAGCUUUGGCCGUUGACGGGGUGGCGUCCACCUACUGGGUUUCUAAACUGGACGAGGCAGAUGCCGUCAGCCUUCUCCUUGACUUCGGAGAGCCGGUGCAUGGAUCCGUCUUGGAGCUCGACUUCGAAUUCGUGCCUUCGGCGUUUUCAGUGCAGGCUGCGGAGGCCUCGUCGGAGAAUUGGCUGCAACUAUUUGCGACAGACUCGAACGCUUUGAAGCAUGUGAAGAUUCCUCUCGCGCCGGCCAAGCCCAUGUCGGCAGUCAGACUCAUCAUGAAGGAAGCCCAUCCGACACUCGGGACCAUGAACGGCCGUAAGCUUGUUGGGGUUCGCUCUAUCAGGCUGCUGACGCGGCUGCUGCAGCCGGCGCUGGAGCCAUGUGCAGUGGCGGCGAAAAGCCACGAUGCAAGAGACAAGUUCUUCACCGUUGCAGUCAGUGGCUUUGACCCGCAAGCUGGUGCUGCUUUGGCAGCCGAGAUGCCUGCGCUGGAGUCGGCAGAUGCGGCGCUUUCGUCUAUCGUUGUCGAGCUCGCGAAGGCCUUGCCUGCGAUCAGCUCCUGCAAGCCUGGCGGCCCUAUCUCCCUUCGUGCCAAUGCCACGAUCCAGAGCACUCAGCGACGCCGAGAAGUCCUCGACAUGGCGUUGGACGUGGGCCAGGAAGCAGCCUUGCUGGAGGAAGCCAGGGGCACCAUUGUCGCAGCGCGUGGGCUGCUGGCCAUGCGGCCUCUAUUCACUGGCGUAUGUUUGGUGUUUGCAAAGGUGUUGAACCGCGCAGCACGUGCAAAUGUCCGCAUCACGGCAGAGGGUCAUCCUGCGAGUUCCGGGCUCUUGGAAAUCCAGACCAGCUCCGGGUCAUAUGGGUCUGUGUGUGGAAUGAAUGCCGAAGCAGCAAGUGUGGCCUGCAGGCAGUUGGGCUUUGAGUUCGGUGUGCAGAGCCCAUCUCCAUGCGGCCAGUAUGGAGGAGGGAGCUGGUGUGGGGCAGCAGGAUCACCUGUUGCCGUGAAGAGCUUGAAGUGCCUGGGGACAGAAAUGAGUGUUGACGAGUGCAGCUCAGAAGCAGUAGACGAUGCAUGUCUGAGCCACGGCAGUGAUGCUGUCAUCUUCUGUGGCGCAAGCUCUGUGGGCGCUUUCCAAGAUGGCGAGCUGCGGUUGGUUGGAUCAACAGGUGCACCAGCCCUGCCCAAAGAGGCCGGACGCCUAGAAGUGUUUCUGGCCGCCGCUCAAGCCUGGGCGCCAGUGUGCAAGCUUGGGUUCACGAGCGGAUCGGCUUCAGUUGCUUGCAAGCAGAUGGGCUACCCAGGGGCAGCAGGCUUCGCAGGUUGCCGAUCCCAGGAAGCCUGUGGAGGAGUGGCGCCGCAGCUAGCAGACUUGGCUUGCUCUGGUUCAGAGACCAGUGUGUUGCAGUGCCCUAUGUCAACCGGGGACGACGUGUUCUGUGCGCCAGAGGAGUCCGUGCUUUUGUCUUGUGCUGGACAGGGCGAUCCGAUUGGAAAGCCGACGGAGCGAACAAAAGCAACCAACAUUGUACGACGCAGUCGUACGGCGGAUGAUAUGCUGGUGUUGUCGGUUCGGCAUGUGUCUGCGGCCACUGCCGCUGCUCCUGCGCACUUCCUGAUGAUCAGCGGCGUGACGGCAGUGGAUGAGACUUGCCUGGCAGGGUCUGCAGCAGGUGUGUGGCUUGAAUCCUGCGAGAAGGCAGUGGCUGGCAUGAGUGGGGAAGAGAUCUGGAGCUUGGCGACAGAUGGGACCUUGGUGCACGCGCGAUCGAAGACGUGUCUCAGCCCGCAAGGAACAAGUGCUGCUGGUGUGCCUCUAGCGCUGGUGUCGUGCGACGCAGCUGGCGGCGUGGCGAAGUGGGAACUGCAAGGGAACGGUCAGGUCAAGAUGGCGCAGAGCAACAUGUGUAUCAGCCAGGUCGGGCCAAGUGGUGCUGCGGUCAACGCGGCCGCCUCAGCUUCAGUGUCUGCAAGCUCGACGUUAGAUCCCAGCCAUGGGGCAGCUUUGGCCGUUGACGGGGUGGCGUCCACCUACUGGGUUUCUAAACUGGACGAGGCAGAUGCCGUCAGCCUUCUCCUUGACUUCGGAGAGCCGGUGCAUGGAUCCGUCUUGGAGCUCGACUUCGAAUUCGCGCCUUCGGCGUUUUCAGUGCAGGCUGCGGAGGCCUCGUCGGAGAAUUGGCUGCAACUAUUUGCGACAGACUCGAACGCUUUGAAGCAUGUGAAGAUUCCUCUCGCGCCGGCCAAGCCCAUGUCGGCAGUCAGACUCAUCAUGAAGGAAGCCCAUCCGACACUCGGGACCAUGAACGGCCGUAAGCUUGUUGGGGUUCGUUCUAUCAGGCUGCUGACGCGGCUGCUGCAGCCGGCGCUGGAGCCAUGUGCAGUGGCGGCGAAAAGCCACGAUGCGAGAGACAAGUUCUUCACCGUUGCAGUCAGUGGCUUUGACCCGCAAGCUGGUGCUGCUUUGGCAGCGGAGAUGCCUGCGCUGGAGUCGGCAGAUGCAGCGCUUUCGUCUAUCGUUGUCGAGCUCGCGAAGGCCUUGCCUGCGAUCAGCUCCUGCAAGCCUGGCGGCCCUAUCUCCCUUCGUGCCAAUGCCACGAUCCAGAGCACUCAGCGACGCCGAGAAGUCCUCGACAUGGCGUUGGACGUGGGCCAGGAAGCAGCCUUGCUGGAGGAAGCCAGGGGCACCAUUGUCACAGCGCAGCAGAACUCGUCGGCGCUCCCAACGGCCAUGCGGCCUCUAUUCACUGGCGUAUGUUUGGUGUUUGCAAAGGUGUUGAACCGCGCAGCACGUGCAAAUGUCCGCAUCACGGCAGAGGGUCAUCCUGCGAGUUCCGGGCUCUUGGAAAUCCAGACCAGCUCCGGGUCAUAUGGGUCUGUGUGUGGAAUGAAUGCCGAAGCAGCAAGUGUGGCCUGCAGGCAGUUGGGCUUUGAGUUCGGUGUGCAGAGCCCAUCUCCAUGCGGCCAGUAUGGAGGAGGGAGCUGGUGUGGGGCAGCAGGAUCACCUGUUGCCGUGAAGAGCUUGAAGUGCCUGGGGACAGAAAUGAGUGUUGACGAGUGCAGCUCAGAAGCAGUAGACGAUGCAUGUCUGAGCCACGGCAGUGAUGCUGUCAUCUUCUGUGGCGCAAGCUCUGUGGGCGCUUUCCGAGAUGGCGAGCUGCGGUUGGUUGGAUCAACAGGUGCACCAGCCCUGCCCAAAGAGGCCGGACGCCUAGAAGUGUUUCUGGCCGCCGCUCAAGCCUGGGGGCAGCAGGCUUCGCAGGUCGCAGGUUGCCGAUCCCAGGAAGCCUGUGGAGGAGUGGCGCCGCAGCUAGCAGACUUGGCUUGCUCUGGUUCAGAGACCAGUGUGUUGCAGUGCCCUAUGUCAACCGGGGACGACGUGUUCUGUGCGCCAGAGGAGUCCGUGCUUUUGUCUUGUGCUGGACAGGGCGAUCCGAUUGGAAAGCCGACGGCCAUGCGGCCUCUAUUCACUGGCGUAUGUUUGGUGUUUGCAAAGGUGUUGAACCGCGCAGCACGUGCAAAUGUCCGCAUCACGGCAGAGGGUCAUCCUGCGAGUUCCGGGCUCUUGGAAAUCCAGACCAGCUCCGGGUCAUAUGGGUCUGUGUGUGGAAUGAAUGCCGAAGCAGCAAGUGUGGCCUGCAGGCAGUUGGGCUUUGAGUUCGGUGUGCAGAGCCCAUCUCCAUGCGGCCAGUAUGGAGGAGGGAGCUGGUGUGGGGCAGCAGGAUCACCUGUUGCCGUGAAGAGCUUGAAGUGCCUGGGGACAGAAAUGAGUGUUGACGAGUGCAGCUCAGAAGCAGUAGACGAUGCAUGUCUGAGCCACGGCAGUGAUGCUGUCAUCUUCUGUGGCGCAAGCUCUGUGGGCGCUUUCCGAGAUGGCGAGCUGCGGUUGGUUGGAUCAACAGGUGCACCAGCCCUGCCCAAAGAGGCCGGACGCCUAGAAGUGUUUCUGGCCGCCGCUCAAGCCUGGGCGCCAGUGUGCAAGAUUGGGUUCACGAGCGGAUCGGCUUCAGUUGCUUGCAAGCAGAUGGGCUACCCAGGGGCAGCAGGCUUCGCAGGUUGCCGAUCCCAGGAAGCCUGUGGAGGAGUGGCGCCGCAGCUAGCAGACUUGGCUUGCUCUGGUUCAGAGACCAGUGUGUUGCAGUGCCCUAUGUCAACCGGGGACGACGUGUUCUGUGCGCCAGAGGAGUCCGUGCUUUUGUCUUGUGCUGGACAGGGCGAUCCGAUUGGAAAGCCGACGGCUCCUUAA
This is a messenger RNA of Symbiodinium sp. CCMP2592, 7908 nucleotides long. NCBI's taxonomy places the organism in Eukaryota, Dinophyceae, Suessiales, Symbiodiniaceae. The record is from the annotation of a GenBank genome assembly.